Molecule: messenger RNA, 957 nt
Organism: Cryptomeria japonica (Japanese cedar)
Lineage: Eukaryota; Viridiplantae; Streptophyta; Pinopsida; Cupressales; Cupressaceae
Exons: 4
Coding region: 1-957 (318 amino acids)
Source: RefSeq, a predicted model, not a curated record
AUGACGGUUCGUACGGAAGGUCCACGUGGCGGUGUGUUGGCACCUGCACGGACGGGUGCUGCGUGGAGCGGAGCGCCGGCGGAGGAUGUUGUCCGGCAACGGAGGACGGGAGGUGGCGGCGGCGCACGAAACAGCGCAGGCGGUGGAGAGGAACCAGUGGGUGUUGUUGCCAGAAGCGGAGACCGAGGGAGGAGCCGGAGCGGGGCGGAGCCGGGAGCGUGGUGCAGGCGUCGCAGACGAGGCGCCGGCAGAAUCGGACGGCCGGAGGACGAGUGGCAGUACAAACAGGUACUGACAGGACGGUGCGGGCUCUGCAAACAGAACAACGUUUUUGGUGUGCAGAACAACAUUUCUGGUGUGCAAAGCAGGGUUUCUGGGUACCGGACUGACAAGCUUGUCAGACCUGUCAGUCCGGCCCCUCCGGCCCCCGCUGGCAGCUCCUCUGACCCCCACCGGUCCCCGCUGGCCCAGCCUCCUGCCGGCUCCUGGCCCCCACUGGCCCGACCCCCUGUUUUCCCGACGGCCCUGCUCCGCCUUGCCGCCACCGACGGCUGCCCCAGCGGCCCGUGCUCUGUGCCCGCCGCUGCACCCUACGAGUUCUGCUACCUAGCCCAGCCUCCCCUCCGCCGACUUCCACCGUCACCUCCGCCUGUAGCCCCAGCUCGCCGCUUAGCCAGCUCUACCGCCAUGCGGCCUCUGCCCUGGCCCCCGCCGCUCAGCCGCCUGGCCCUGUCGCUCCCCGACCCGCCGCCCACGCCCGACCCUUUUUCUUUGGCCGGCCACCGCUCCACCACUGGGCUGCCGCUCCGCCACUGGGCCGCCACCAGAGCGCCGCUCCCUAGCCACCGGACCACCAAAGCAACAGACUUACUUCAGCGCAUGCGCAGGCGAAUUAGCGCCUGCACAGGCAUUCUGGCCCGUCCGCCUGUGGAACAAUGCCUGCACUGUAUCCCUUAG